CUGUGUGCGCUGCCCCCUCCGGGGGACGUUGCUUCUCUGGCGAGGGGGCAAGUCCUGUGUUUGUUACCUGGCAGCGGUGCUGGUGUGGGGUUUUAUCUGUAUGUUUUCGGGGUUGCCUCUUCUCUUUCGGGAGGCCUGGGGUGGUGUGGCGGGCUCGUGGGCAGAUGGGGCUGAGCUGUCCUGGCUUUGGGCUGGGGCUGAGGCGCUCUCCUGAGAGGAGGUGGGGGGAGAAGGUCAGAGAGUCCUUAAAACAUUUAUUUGCAGGGGUCUGUCACGCCUAAAAUCGAGUAGCUUUGAUUGCAAGGGUGUUGCUUGUAUCUUUGGGAUCAGGAGGAAUGUAUUCAUGAACAUCUUCACCAGCAUGGGAUUGUUUGGGGUUGUUUUGCUUUGUUUUGUUUUUCUGGUCAUGUCUCUCUUUGUUUUUCCCUAUGGUUGAAAAAAAAUGCGUUCUGAUGUUCUGCAGUCCUCUCCUGCAUAGCUAGGAGGCUGGAUGCUUGAGAGACCUCUCAAAGCUUAGGUCUGCUUCCUUGUCUGUUUUCCCAUGCCCCAUGCUGACAUGCAGGAAGCAAGAAAAAAAAAAAAAAAAAGCUGUUGCAAUCUUGUUGAUGGUACUAAACUGUUGCCACUUUAAAAAGAUACAGAGAUCUGUGUUGAGAGGAAAGGGGACAGUUGCUUGUAUCCAGAGUGGCUAGGAUCAGGAUCUACAUUUUCAUAUACUCCUGAUGGUAACAUUUUAAAAACCAAAACCAAACCAGUCAAGCUUUUCAGACUAUAAAGUAGGUAGUAAAGCCAUUAAUCCUUUUUUCCAUCGAAAAAAAUUUUGUUCUUCCAGGAGUUAAUCUGUCUCUACUAGUUUAGGCUUAGUUAUAAUACUAAUAUUCAGCAUCUCCUUUGGCUGCAUCUGCAACACUUGCUUUUUGGUGACUUCUGUUGGAAUAACAGAUGUUGGAGAUUCCUUCCUCCUAAGAGUUUUACUUGGUUCUUCGAGCUCUCCCCACCUUUCUAGGGAAGCUGUUCCCAUGGCGUGUGGGGAAUGCAACGCUUCAGCACCCACUCAGGAUCCGACACGCAGGAACAUCAUCCACUUCCAGCACAGAGAACUGAAGUGCAGAUAGCAGAACCCAGCUGGAAGGUGAAUCAUGAUUCCAGUCACUGAAUUACGCUACUUUGCUGACACUCAGCCCGCAUACCGCAUCCUGAAGCCAUGGUGGGAUGUCUUCACAGACUACAUUUCCAUCGUGAUGCUGAUGAUUGCGGUGUUCGGUGGGACGCUUCAGGUUACCCAGGACAAAAUGAUUUGUUUGCCUUGUAAAUGGGUUACCAAAGACUCUUGCAAUGACUCAGUCAGAGGUUGGACAGCUUCAGCCCCAGAACGUACCUACUAUAACUCUAGUCCUGUUCCCUCUACGGAUAUAGGGCCUAAAGGGAUCAAAUAUGAUUUGGACCGGCACCAGUACAACUAUGUGGAUGCGGUGUGCUAUGAGAAUCGUCUUCACUGGUUUGCCAAGUAUUUUCCUUAUCUGGUGCUGCUACAUACUCUCAUCUUCCUGGCUUGUAGCAACUUCUGGUUCAAAUUCCCAAGGACCAGCUCCAAGUUGGAGCAUUUUGUGUCUAUUUUGCUUAAGUGUUUUGACUCUCCGUGGACAACAAGGGCAUUAUCUGAGACAGUGGUGGAGGAAAGUGAUACCAAGCCAGCAUUUGGGAAAAUGAAUGGCUCCAUGGACAAGAAAUCCUCCACAGUCAGUGAGGAUGUGGAAGCUACUGUUCCCAUGCUGCAGAGAACAAAGUCUCGAAUUGAGCAAGGAAUUGUGGACCGGUCUGAGACUGGUGUCUUGGACAAAAAGGAAGGUGAACAAGCCAAAGCACUCUUUGAGAAAGUGAAGAAGUUCCGCACACACGUGGAAGAGGGAGAUAUAGUUUAUCGCCUGUACAUGAGACAGACCAUCAUCAAAGUGAUCAAGUUCAUUCUGAUCAUCUGCUAUACUGUUUAUUAUGUCAACAACAUAACGUUUGAUGUUGACUGUAAAGUGGACAUUGAGAGCUUGACUGGCUACAGGAUGUACCGCUGUGCUCACCCUUUGGCCACUCUCUUCAAAAUCUUGGCAUCUUUCUACAUCAGUUUGGUGAUAUUCUAUGGCUUGAUCUGCAUGUACACACUCUGGUGGAUGCUGAGGCGAUCGCUCAAGAAAUACUCCUUUGAGUCCAUCCGGGAGGAGAGCAGUUACAGUGACAUUCCUGAUGUGAAAAAUGACUUUGCUUUUAUGCUCCAUCUGAUCGAUCAGUAUGACCCCCUGUACUCCAAGCGCUUUGCUGUCUUUCUGUCAGAGGUGAGUGAGAACAAACUGCGGCAGCUGAACCUCAACAAUGAGUGGACUCUGGAGAAGCUGCGCCAGAGGAUCACCAAGAACUCCCAGGAUAAGCUGGAGCUGCAUCUCUUCAUGUUGAGUGGUAUUCCUGACACGGUCUUUGACCUCAUUGAGCUGGAGGUCUUGAAGCUGGAGCUUAUCCCUGAUGUCACUAUUCCCCCAAGCAUUGCUCAGCUCACCAGCCUUAAGGAACUGUGGCUCUACCACACAGCUGCCAAAAUUGAGGCUCCAGCCCUUGCCUUCCUGAGGGAGAAUUUGAAAUCUCUUCACAUCAAGUUCACAGACAUCAAGGAGAUUCCUCUUUGGAUUUAUAGCCUGAAGACACUAGAGGAGCUUCAUCUGACAGGAAACUUGAGUGCUGAAAACAAUCGGUACAUUGUCAUAGAUGGAUUGAGAGAGCUGAAGAGGCUGAAGGUGUUAAGGCUGAAGAGUAACCUGACCAAGCUGCCACAGGUGGUGACAGAUGUUGGGGUGCAUCUUCAGAAGCUUUCCAUCAACAACGAGGGCACCAAACUCAUUGUUCUCAACAGCCUUAAGAAAAUGGUCAACUUGACAGAGCUUGAGCUGAUCCGCUGUGACUUGGAACGCAUUCCUCACUCUAUCUUUAGCCUCCACAAUCUGCAGGAGAUAGACUUGAAGGACAAUAACCUAAAGACCAUUGAAGAAAUCAUCAGCUUCCAGCACUUACAUCGUCUCACUUGCCUUAAGUUGUGGUACAACCACAUUGCCUAUAUCCCCAUGCAAAUAGGCAACCUCACCAAUUUAGAGCGCCUUUACCUGAACCGUAACAAGAUAGAUAAGAUCCCCACCCAGCUCUUCUAUUGCCGAAAACUGCGAUAUCUGGAUCUCAGCCACAACAACCUGACUUUCAUACCACCAGAUGUUGGACUUCUUCAAAACCUACAGAGCCUUGCUGUGACAGCCAACAGGAUUGAAAGUCUCCCACCAGAGCUGUUCCAGUGCAGGAAGCUGAGAACCUUGCACCUGGGAAACAAUGUGCUGCAGUCACUUCCAUCCCGGGUUGGAGAGCUGACAAAUCUGUCACAGAUAGAGCUGCGAGGGAACCGCUUGGAGUGCCUGCCUGUGGAGCUGGGGGAGUGUCCUCUGCUGAAACGCAGUGGGCUGGUGGUGGAGGAGGACCUGUUCAACACACUGCCCUUGGAAAUCAAAGAGCGGCUGUGGAGGGCAGACAAAGAGCAAGCUUGAACCCUUGGAAAAAGGGAAAAGCUUCUGACCAACUAGAAGGAAACAAAAGGCCAUUCCAGUCCCCUGUUCCCCACAUUGUCCCCUUUCUUCCCUCUGAUCACCACCAGACUAGCCAAGGAGUCCCUGAACAAUCACAACUCUGAAUGAGGUGGCUUCUUGCCUCAGAUGCAGGAUGGGGGAAGCUUGGAAUGAGGAUGAGGAUCAAAACAGAUUAGUUGGCCUCUGAGCAAGGGCCAGUGGGAGUAAGAGGUGUUGCUGUUCUUCUGGACUGGAAGUGGGCGAGGUGGAUGGUGCUGGUGAGAAGAAAUUACCUUUGAACGGAGGAGAAAAUGACAUGCAGGGAUUCCUGCAUUGCUCCAAAUGGGGCUUACAUGAGUCAGGGUCUGAGAGUGCCCUGCAAGCAAAGAUCAAGAGGCUAGAAAACCUCUUGAACCUCCAUCUCUUUCUGUGACACCUGGUACUGUUCCCCUCUGACCUGGAGAUUCAGGCAGUGAGGCCCCUUGGUGGGGUGGGAUAGGAUACAGACAGCUGAUUUUUAUCUAGAUGCUGGCAUUAGGAUUUGGGGGAUAAAUUUAUCUCAGACAUCAGCUUGAGUGCAAGAUCUGUCUUUUUUUUUUUUUUUUAAAUUACUAAUUGUCUUUCCCCAUUGCACUCCACACCUUCUCCUCUGCUGCUGGAGAAGAAACCAAAGCCCCCAAACUGUAUCUGCUGAUAUAAGAUUGCACUAUUUUAAGUUACUAGUCACUUGUGCUGAUGAGUAGAUCACAUAGCAUCCUUCUCCAGCUGAUGUGCUGGAGGCACUAACUGACAAUUCCAGAGUUUUAGCUUGUUCUGAAAUGGAUGGCUGUAGUGCAAGAGGGAGAUCUGGAUUAAAAUGAGUCGAGCUGUCUAAUCUGUUCUCCCAGAAACAUUGAGUUGCUUCUGUAUCUGGCUUUUAAAUUCCUGGUAUUUUGUCACAUAUCAAAUAUGAACAUACAUCUGGCCAUUGUGUUGGGGUCUCUCCUGGGGUUGGUGGUGUUAGCAAAGAGGAACACUCGGGUUUCCUCUGCACCUCUUGCUCCCCCCUGUUCAGUUGUUAGAUGCUUUGCCAGUGUUUUCAUGAACACAGUCUACAGAGCUGUUUGACUGUUCUUUUCUGUUGUCCUCCUCACUUCAACAGCUGUCAGUUCCUGUUACACCUCUUAACCUAAAUAAGAGGCUAAUGCUGAUUGAACUUGGUGCUGGGAAAGAAAUCUCUUAUCUCUUCCCCAUUUCAUUCUCUUGGUGUUAAGGAGCAGUAUGAGAAUCCUCCAUGGACUGAGCUCUUCUAGAUCCCUGGAACAGAGCAGUAUUUAUUGAAACAAGCCUGACCUUUUUGGUACUGUUUGACACAUGCAAAAAAAAAACCCAAAACCACCCAACCUUCUGCACUGGCAGAGGUAGAUAACCUGUAAUAGCUACAGAUAAUCAUGUCCUUAAGGUGAGGUGGUUAAGGUGUGCCUACAGUACACCUGAAGUCUGCUCUUUUCCAUCAGAAGGAAGAGGAGGCUCAUGGACCUGCAGGUCCUGGUUGUGAUGUUCUGCAUCAGCCCAACAGUUUGGCUCCAAGGUGGAGUGCUGCGAGCUGAGGCAUGACGAGUUUGGAGGCCUCCCAUGGGUACAACAAGGGGAAGCUGCAGCCAUCCCCAAAUUGGAUCCUGGUGAGCUGCCAGUGGGUGCCCUGGCUUAGCAAAUCCUGGUGAUCCCUUCCAUGUUGGGGCAACAGGGCACGCUGUGGCUUUCUUCAUCAGAUGUAAGAUAUGAAAUAUAUACACUAAACAUGCUGAAACCAUGAACAAUGCUGACUGGGCUCUGGAUUUGUUGAUGUUCAGAUGCUUAAAUAAAGCUGCAUUAAAAUCCAGGAGAUCUGUUUAUAAAACUGUUUUUAAGAAAGAUGUAAA
Molecule: messenger RNA, 5491 nt
Organism: Apus apus (common swift)
Lineage: Eukaryota; Metazoa; Chordata; Aves; Apodiformes; Apodidae
Gene: LRRC8A
Product: leucine rich repeat containing 8 VRAC subunit A
Exons: 4
Coding region: 1140-3572 (810 amino acids)
Molecular function (GO): protein binding
Source: RefSeq, a predicted model, not a curated record